UGUUGGCGCCGCCUCCCCCAGGUCUUGAGCCGGCGCAGAUGAGGCUCCUCGGACGGGGCCAGCGGCGCUUCGGAACCCGAGCUGGGGCGACCCUGGAGACGGUGCCCGCCCCUGCUAUGUGCUGGCGCCUCGGGUAGAGCGCGGAAGAGCGGCGGCGGGGCCGGGCCGGUGCCGGCGACGCCUCAGGCCUCCUGCGCCUUCCCUCCCUUGGCGGGCGGUGUUUGAGGGCGGCGGCGACGGUGGCAGUAGCAGCAGCAGCAGCAGCAGCGGCAGCGGGAGCCGCGGGGCCGGGGCCGGGGCCGGGAUGGAGGACGUUAACUCUAACGUGAACGCGGACCAGGAGGUGCGGAAGCUGCAGGAGCUGGUGAAGAAGCUGGAGAAGCAGAACGAGCAGCUGAGAAGCCGCUCCGGGGCCGCGCAGGCAGCCGUCCCCGGUGCGCAGGGGAGCCCCAGCCGCGGCUCCGCCGCCGCCUCGGGGACUGCUUCUUCCAGGGUCUUCUCUUUGGGCCUGACCUCCAAGGCGGCUGGGCCGGGCCUGAGACGGACAAGCAGCGAGGAGCUGCGGGACGGGGCCACCUCCUUGCUAGCGGCCGGCGAGGGCUGUGUGCUGGACGAGGUGGAGCCGCUGCGGCCUGACGAGCUGGAGCGCCUCUUGGGCUGGGAGGAGGAGGAGAGCUGGUUGUAUUCAUCACCAAAGAAGAAAUUGACUCCAUCACAGAAAGCAAUUAGUCCCUUAGUUUGGUGCAGACAGGUUUUGGAUUACCCAAGUCCUGAUGUUGAAUGUGCUAAAAAAUCUCUGAUCCAUAAACUUGAUCAAACUAUGACAGCCAUCAAAAGGCAGAGUUUGUACAACAAUUCUUUCAACUCUAUGAGUUAUGCAAAUUCAUACAGCCCAAAUGCAAGUAGCCCUUAUAGCAGUGGUUUCAAUUCUCCUUCCUCAACACCCGUGAAACCUCCUGGGGUCAAACAGCUUAUACUUCCUGGAAGUUCAGGUAAUUUUAAAAGUUCUACGGAUAAAAAUCCACCUCUCAGUCCUCAGUCUUCUGUAGAUAGUGAGCUAAGUGCUUCAGAAUUGGAUGAAGAUUCUAUUGGAUCGAAUUAUAAGCUAAAUGAUGUAACAGAUGUGCAAAUUCUAGCUCGGAUGCAAGAAGAAAGUCUUCGGCAAGAAUAUGCAGCCACUACAUCUCGGCGCAGUUCUGGUUCAUCUUGUAAUUCUACAAGACGGGGUACAUUUAGUGAUCAGGAACUUGAUGCUCAAAGUUUAGAUGAUGAAGAUGACAAUAUGCAUCAUGCAGUAUACCCUGCUGUUAACAGGUUUUCUCCAUCACCACGCAACUCACCACGGCCUUCACCCAAACAAUCACCCAGAAAUUCUCCUCGUUCACGAUCUCCUGCUCGGGGGAUGGAAUACAGUAGAGUAUCCCCGCAGCCUAUGAUUAGCCGCUUACAUCAACCUCGUCUAUCUCUUCAAGGCCAUCCUACAGAUUUACAAACAAACAAUGUUAAAAAUGAAGAGAAACUUAGACGUAGUCUUCCAAACCUGUCCCGGACCUCUAAUACACAAGUUGAUUCUGUGAAAAGCAGCAGAAGUGACUCAAAUUUUCAAGUGCCAAAUGGAGGAAUACCUCGAAUUCAGUCUCAAGCAACAGCCAUACCUUCUCCAAGUAAAUUCCGCUCUCCUGCAGCACCAUCUCCUUUGGCACUUCGACAGCCAGUGAAAGCUUUUAGUAACCAUGGUUCUGGCCCCGUUGGUGGUCAAGAAGCAGCACAACCCACUCAGCCUAAUUCCUCACCUGGGCCCCCUGUCGUUCAGAAUGUGGUCUCACCAAGCCCUGCCAGCAGCAUCAAUAGCACUACUCUUACUAGACCCGCAGGGACCACAGGAAUGAGGAGUGGCUUGCCCAGACCUAGUGCCCCUUCUGCUGGGGGAAUACCAGUGCCUCGCAGCAAACUUGCACAGCCUGUUCGCAGAUCACUGCCAGCUCCUAAAACAUAUGGUAGCAUGAAAGAUGAUAGUUGGAAAGAUGGCUGCUAUUGACCAGCAGAGAUGAAUGCAGGGUCCCCGGCUUUAUGGACGUCCCUUCACCAGACUAAAAGACAACCUUAUAUGCAGACGCUCCAGAUGUUGACUUUGGGAUCUGUAAAGUCCCAGCCCUCUCUGUCUUAAUUAGCACAAACUGACAGAGACGAUCAAGCAGCACUUUAAUGACAUUUAACAUCAGCUCUGUUUGGUAAUCACACAAUCAUUCUCCAUUGAAUCACUUUUAGUUCUGUUUACUAGAAAACCCAGUUAAUUUUUGAGUAUUUGACAGAGGCCAAUGUCUGGGCAAAAACCCUAAAAGAUGCCAAAGAGUAAUUAAUGCCCAUUUGCAUCCAAGAGUGUGCACCUUGGUGUACAAGAAAUAUGGUAUAGUCAAGCUAUCCAAAACAUUCAGCCUAUUCUAACUUUAUAAAAAAUACAUUUUUCCCACCAAUAAAUG
Messenger RNA from Gracilinanus agilis (Agile Gracile Mouse Opossum), 2480 nucleotides. RefSeq names its product SLAIN motif family member 2 (gene SLAIN2). The record is from RefSeq and is a predicted model, not a curated record. Gene Ontology annotation, biological process: cytoplasmic microtubule organization; microtubule nucleation; positive regulation of microtubule polymerization. The coding region runs from base 305 to 2038 and encodes 577 amino acids. NCBI's taxonomy places the organism in Eukaryota, Metazoa, Chordata, Mammalia, Didelphimorphia, Didelphidae. Gene Ontology annotation, cellular component: microtubule plus-end. The transcript is spliced from 8 exons.